Molecule: messenger RNA, 5642 nt
Organism: Xiphophorus hellerii (green swordtail)
Lineage: Eukaryota; Metazoa; Chordata; Actinopteri; Cyprinodontiformes; Poeciliidae
Gene: efnb1
Product: ephrin-B1
Exons: 5
Coding region: 1-1131 (376 amino acids)
Biological process (GO): ephrin receptor signaling pathway; axon guidance
Cellular component (GO): plasma membrane
Molecular function (GO): ephrin receptor binding
Source: RefSeq, a predicted model, not a curated record
AUGCUCCCGACUGAUCCCGAGCUCACCUUCCCACGGGCCGAAGCGCGCACUCAGGCUCGUCAGGCGCGACGCAGCGCCCCCGUCGCUCCGGCUUCUCGGCUCACUCUCCUCGGCGCGAAUUCCCUCAGCAUGGCGGGGCUCGGAUGUUGGAAGUAUUACCUCUGGAUGUUUAUUCUAAUGUGCAGGUCGGCGCUACCCUCGGCUAAGUCGCUGGAGACUAUAAUUUGGAGCUCGCAGAAUCCCAAGUUUCUUCCUGGAAAGGGUCUCGUGAUCUACCCGGACAUCGGGGACAAGCUGGAUAUCAUCUGUCCCAGCGCGGACCAGGGCCGAGAUUACGAGUUCUACAAGCUGUAUCUGGUGAAGAGAGAGCAGGCGGAGAGCUGCAGCACGGUACUCGACCCCAACGUGCUGGUGAACUGCAACAAGCCCGGGAAGAACAUCAAGUUCACCAUCAAGUUCCAGGAGUUCAGCCCCAACUACAUGGGCCUGGAGUUCAAGAGGAACGUCAACUACUACAUCACCUCAACCUCCAACGGCACCAUCGAGGGCCUGGAGAACCGCGAGGGAGGCGUGUGCAAGAGCCGAGCCAUGAAAGUCAUCAUGAAAGUCGGGCAAGACCCAGACGCAGCGAACCCGGAGGCUCCGGAAACCCCGGAGGACAACUCAAUACCGGAGACCAGCAGUUCCGGUCUGCCCGACCCGAGUAAGACUGGGCCUGUGAUGCCAGGAAUCCCUGGUCCCAAGAUCCAAGAUGAUCCCGGGUCCUCCUCCAGCACCGACGGCUUCUUGAGCUCCAAGGUGGCCGUGUUCUCCUCCAUCGCCAUCGGAUGCAUCAUCUUCCUCGUGCUCAUCCUGCUCCUCGUCAUCCUCCUCAUCAAGAUGCGCAAGCGCUCCAGGAAAAACGCGCACUCGCAGGCCCGCCCGUCGGCGCUGUCGCUCAGCACGCUGUCCAACCCCAAGCUGCCCGGCGGCACGGCCGGCACCGAGCCCAGCGACAUCAUCAUCCCCCUGCGGACAGAGAACAACUACUGCCCCCACUACGAGAAGGUGAGCGGGGACUACGGUCACCCGGUCUACAUCGUCCAGGAGAUGCCGCCGCAGAGCCCUGCCAACAUCUACUACAAGGUUUGACGCGCUGCGGGGGAGCCAGCGGCGACGGCCAGGAGAGAGGAGCGCUUGAUUUACGUUCUUGGGAAGAACGUUUUCCUUUGAAUUUUUUUUGAGGGGGGGAGUGCGGGGACUUGAAGCCACCCCCCCCUCCUUGUUAUUUGUACCACCUGCUGCACAAAUCUGGAGAAACACGUACUGAGCAGUCACCAGCGGGGUUGGGAGCUGACUGAUGAGAGACCCCGACCGUCGUCCCUCUCCUCCCUCACCUCCCUCACCUCCCCACCAGUAUGCAUCUCCCCUCCGACCCCAACCACUCCCGGAGACUCUGGACUGGACCAACAGAUGGACCUUUAGCUUCCCUGUCCCUGCUAAUGGACAGGAUAUAACUUAUCUCGGCUCCCCGAAGUACAGCUUGUGCUACGCCCAAUUAAACACACCAUCCCAGCACACAACCGGCCGGGAAGCAGGCAGGCAGGGCGGGGGUGCCGCUGGUGAGCAAGUAAGAAAGGAAAAAAAAACAACAUCAACGUGUGUAUACGUGUGCGCCACUGUGCGCGUUUCGUGUGGGGGGGCCCUACCUCCCCACCCUCCUGCCGUUGCUGGGCCAGGGAAACUCUCCAGAUAGCUCAGGUAUCUUUACACAGUGUGUGGAAAAAUGUGCUCCUCUCCCUUACGCACCUCUGAUGUUUGCCUUACUUACUAUUUUUGAUGGAGGAGAUUUCCUCGAACCCUGAUUAAGUUCACAAAGCAGUUGUAUUUUGUUAGACUUUUCCUACGAGUGCACAAUGUAUAGAGCUAAACCCAUUGUCAUAACGACUCCCAUCCCCUCACUGCCCACGCCAUCUCGCCGCUUAUAAUCUGUUAAGACGGACUUUAACCUGGACUCUUAGCUGUUGAGGCGUGUAUGUUUGCAGGUGUGUGUGUGUGUGUGUGUGUGUGUUGCGCACGUGGAAUUCCUCCCCUCCUGCUUGGUUGAAAUGAGUUCCAGCGUUGCUCUGGCACAUUUGUGUGUGUGUGUGUGUAUUUCAGGGUGUGUCCUCGUUGAGUGCGGUUGGACAUGUCCAGACCGGUUUCUCUAAGAAGUGUGGAGACUUUAUUGGAUUUGACGUUGAGAUACUGUAUCCUAAGCAUAUAAAUAAAAAAUAGAGGGUGAUGCGCCGACUGAUAAACAGACAAGAUCUAACAAACACUCUUGAGUGCUCCAGUUGGCACCGAUCGGAGAUCUUACCGCCGGAUCGGCUUUCAGACAGGCAGGCAGGUUGCUAUUUGUUCGCUUGAUCUCCUGGAGCCACAGUUGAAGCAUCCAAAAAAAAUGUUAGUUUGAGGGGCGUCGGUCAGAUGGCUCUCCCUGAUUGGCUGGCCUACAGAGGUAUGAUGCCCCACAUAUAGGUUUGGACGGAGAGCCGGAAUACAGUAUCAUCACAUUCCAAUUGGCCGCCAUCUGCAGAUGAGUCAGCUUGUGACUAAUCUACGUGCCAUCUUCAUGCCCACUCUCACCAACCGAUUGGGGGGGAGGAAGAACGAGGGGGAGAAAAAUUGUUCCCGUGACUCGGCCUUAACCUGAGAGGAUAAUGGAGGUGGGAACGGGUGAGGCAGGGCUGGCCGAGGCGCUUUCGUUUUCGCAGGCCUCUCUCGCCGGCUGUGCUGUGAAUAAAAAUGCUGCGUGGAAUAUUCAGCGAGGACACUGCAGCCCAGCUAUCACACAGCCCAGGGCGACAGCAGCAAGGCGGGAUUUUACUGCAGCUGCACGAGUGUGGAGUGGCAGGGAGAUAGAUGGAGGGGGAGGCGGAUGUUUUUGUGUGUGUACACAUAGGUGCUUAUUUGUGCUUAUAUUUGCAGUUUUCACUCAGUGGAUGUGUGCAAGUUUCGUCUGCUGCUGUGACAGACAGGUUUUUUCUUUUCUUGGGACUGAGCACCUCCUCUAAUGGAGCAUACAGCACUGCAGUCAAAGCUAAUGAUGUCUGAUAUACGGCAAGCCACUAGUGCCAAAUAUCGGCAAAGCUGCGAUGUUUAGUCAGUCAGGAAAAUGUCAGUGAAAACUUUGUAUUUUACACCAGCAAAUCGUAUUUUGAGCACCUCCUUCCUCGUUGAUCUCAUUGCCUGUUUAUGAAAAGCCAAGGAAAACGUUCUAUCAGAUCAUAGAACGUCACUUUUUUUUUUUGCCUUGUCAUAAACAGACAGCCGCUGUACAUCUGCAUGACACGAACGAAUGAAGUAAAAAGCGACGCGUGCUGUAAAGUAGGCGAACACCUCCCCCCGAACAGAAGGCCAUAUUUUACACCAGCGAGUCACAGCGUUUUGAACGCCUCCUUCUCACCCUGUACGGUUCGAUCAAGUCAUCAAAACUUUUCAUGCCACAUGAACACGGGAGAAAAAAUUGCCCCUGGAUCUUGGGAACGCCACUUUUUUAGUCCCUCAUCAUCAGGCUUGACUUAAAAAGUGGCUUCCCUGGCAACUUUUAAUCAUUCUGACUUUUUAAGCAGCAAUUUUUAUGUACCGAAAAAAACAUAAAAUCUUACCAUUUUUGUUCUAGUUUUUAGGGUAAAUAUCUUGGUAUAUUUGAAAUAAGGCUAAAUAAUAAACAACUUUUCAGCGAGUAUUAUGGGCUUAAUUUAAAUUAAUACAUAACUUCUUAUCAUUGAUGAAGAAUUACUAGCUUCACUGGCUGAUUAUUUCGCUUAUAACUAGUAUUUUUUCAUAAAUAUUAAGGAAUUAUUGACGUAAAACAAGCCCGUACAUCUUGCUUAAACGAUUCUUGUGAGUCCGUUUUUGUCCUAUGUCAAGCGCACUAAGAUAUUUGCACUAGAAACUAGACCAAAAUUACUUGGUAAGGUUUUGUGGUUUUGCAGCGUACCAAUAUUUGGCACUCAUGUCUUGCCGUAUUAAAAAGGAAAUAGGGAGGGCCAUACGUGACGACAAGCUGUUGUUUGCGCCCACACGCCAACACAAACACAUCCAGACUGACGGGUCCAGGUUUGUUUCCGGUCAGGGUUAGGGUGCGUAGCGUUUACUCAGCGACAGAGUCCAGCCCAUCAUCAACCAGCGCUGACGUCACCCUCGGACAGGCGCUGCAGGGUUAAAAGGCGACCCUGGCUCGAAGACUCGGUGAGGACUCCGGUGGCUCUUGCGUGUCGUUAACCUCUUGAGUUAACAACCUCAGCAGCUGCCGGUGAUUUUUUUUGUGUGUGUGUGUGUGUGUGUCCCUGUGUUUUAACUCAGCAUGCGCCCAUCUGCAAAACUCAUCUAGAGCAUAUAUUUUUGUUUCGGAUCACCGCGCCUCUAUUCAUCUACACCAGCUUAGGGAGUCAUUACCAAAUUACCACAAAGCAUAUCUCAUUUUCAUUCAUUCUAGCGACCGCUUAGUGUUAUUCAAUUUCGGGAGGAAUUAUGAAAAAAAAUAAAAUAAAAAUAAUAAUAAAAAAAAAAGAGUAAGCAGAGAAAUGUAAAUAUAUGGAUAGAGCCCAGUUUAAGAUUUAAUUUCCACCUGAACACUGCUCAUAAGAAGAAUUUAAGAUUAGAUUUUUGUAAUGGAGGAUGUUUGUAAAUAGCCGUCUUUCUAAAGUGUGUUUUGUAUGAAUCCUUGCAAUUUCUUUGUUUUUUUUUUUGUUUUCAUUUUCUUUUUCCUUUAGACUUUUAACUGAAUAUUGCAACAUGUGCUGUCUUUUACGCAGCAUCCAGUAUUGUCGAAAAAGUCUUUGUUACCACACGUGUUUUAAAAAUAUUAAUAUUAAUAAUAAUAAAAUAAAAUUAGGAUUCAGAGAGGGGGGGGUUUGCUUUUUUUUAUGUUGCCGUUCAACAGGAAUUUUUACAUCUCCAGACUGAACCUUUGUCACCGAGUGGCUUUGAAACGGGAUAGGUUGCUGGAAUGAUGAUGAUGAUGAUGAUAAUGAUGAUGUUGGAGGCACGGCUUAACUCUGCAUAUGAAGGCUGUGUUAUUUCGCUCCAUUUGAGCCUCCUUCACCCAUGGCGACGCCAAAAGCGAAAAGAUGUUGGUCCCAAAAAGAAGAGUCUGAUUUCAGUUUUUAUAAGUCCAGAGGGCCAGAAAGGGGAAGGUCGCAGGGAAGGAGGGAAGGAGGGAGAAGGAGAAGCUGAGAAAAGAACGAGGCCACGUAUGAAAGCGUGACAGUGGCGCGCUCACCAAUAAAUCAUCUGGUUUACACCACUCAUUAUCUCCCAGGCGGUCUUUUGUUUUAAAGAUGCUCCCUCUCCUCCCGUUGCCCUUCUCCUUUGUCGUCCCCUCCUUCCUAAUUUAGCACAAGGAUGCUGUAAGGUGGUUUCUGCUGGGGUUUUUUUUUCUUCAAAGCCACAGUAUUAUGAUUUAUUUUUCUCUCAAUGUGCAUGUGAAAGCAAAAACCUGUUGAAUUUACUUUCCUUUUGUUCGAAUCACAAUGUUAUUUUGUUUCUUCUUCUUGUCAUUCACUUAUUUACCACUUCUCAGCGUAACCUGUCGGCACCAGCUACAAUGGAAACAACGUUCCACCAGUUUGGAAACUACAGCAUAUUGAUAAAUAAAAUUUUUCCCAUGGAACUUG